Molecule: messenger RNA, 946 nt
Organism: Oncorhynchus mykiss (rainbow trout)
Lineage: Eukaryota; Metazoa; Chordata; Actinopteri; Salmoniformes; Salmonidae
Product: protein C19orf12 homolog
Source: RefSeq, a predicted model, not a curated record
UCCCCGGUUCAUUCUAAUGGAACUCCCUCAAUGCUCGGGAAAUCAAGAAUGACGCUUGAAAAAACCUCUAGUUUUGACUGGCAUUGAACCUUCAUAUAAAUAUAGCAAGCAGACAAUAUACAAGGAAUUUAGUUCAUCAUCAAGCCACAUAUUUCCUGCUGUUCAAAGGUCAUGCAUAGGGUGUUUAAGAAUGUCGCAACGAAUUAACGAUGUUGUGCGGCUGUGUUGCGAGUUAUCUGCAAACCAACAGAUAAAGACCACAGUGAAGGGAUCUUCCAAAGGGGCGGUGGCAGCAGGAGGACUCGCCUUUGCAGGAGGACUGGUUGGAGGCCCCCUUGGCAUCGCUGUGGGGGGUGCGGUCGGUGGCCUACUGGGAUGCUGGAUGACCAGUGGACAGUUCAAGCCGCUGCCUCAGAUCAUCAUGGAACUGACCCCGGUGCAGCAGCAGAAGCUCUACGAUGACAUCAUGGCCAUCAUGGGCGAGGUCCAGUGGACUGACAUGGCCCAGCUGACUGCCCUGGUCAUGGGCAAUGCUACCCUACAGCAGCAGGUGACCGCUGCCCUCCUGGGCUAUGUGACCAAAGAGCUCCAGGCAGAGGUGCACUAUGUAGACUGACAAGGCCUCUAUCAGAGAGCACAUCUCUUUAGGGUUUUCAAAGGAAAAUGGAAAUGAUGCUGGUAUGACAUUUUGCACAAUGUCAAAGGACAAUACAUUAUUUAUUAAAAGUGGGGCUGUACACUCAAGGAUGAAAACCUCCAUGGUCUGUGAGAAGGGAAGGAGCCACUGAUUGAAAGUGCAUGAAAUGAGUUGUGGCUAAUUAUUUCAAGGGUUUGUGUGACUAUGUAUUGACUACCUGAGCUAAAAAUUGUGUGAAAAGAAAUACAACCUUUUAAUCCUUUCAAUUCUGUACUCCUGGAUGUCAAUUAUAUACAUCUGUGAAAGCUG